Schizophyllum commune H4-8 is the source of this 939-nucleotide messenger RNA. RefSeq lists its product as uncharacterized. The record is from RefSeq and is a predicted model, not a curated record. The transcript has 4 exons. NCBI's taxonomy places the organism in Eukaryota, Fungi, Basidiomycota, Agaricomycetes, Agaricales, Schizophyllaceae. Gene Ontology annotation, molecular function: phosphoprotein phosphatase activity. Bases 1 to 939 code for a protein of 312 amino acids.
AUGACUUCUUCCUCUCAGCCCAAAAAGCUUGUCGUUCUUGACCUCAAUGGGACCCUCGUCGUGCGCUCGAAGUUCGAGGGAUCGAAGGGACCCCGUAUGCGCGGAGCAUAUGUUCCUCCCGCUCCACGCGUCGUCUACUCCCGGCCCUACUUGCGCACGUUCCGCAAAUUCUUGACACACCCUUCGACGCGCGCCUGGCUCGACUCCAUGGUCUGGAGCUCAGCGCAGCCGAAGAGCAUAGAGAGCAUGGUCGCGCACGCCUUCCCGGGGGAUGCGCGUCAGGCGUUGACCGCCGUCUGGACGCGGGACGAUAUGGGGUUGACCCAGCAGGAGUACUACUCGAAGACGCAAACGACAAAAGACCUGGAGAAGGUGUGGCAAGCUAUGCGCAGGCACUCGGGCAAGACGACGGUCCUGGUCGACGACUCCGUGCUCAAGGCACACACGCAGCCGUUCAAUCACCUCUGUCUUCCAGAAUACACACUCGAGACUCGCGACGCCGACAUAGCGGCCAUUGCGCGCGGGAAACAUAGGAAGACGAAGGACAAGACCACACGUGCAGUGACCAAGGACGCCCUGGACGAACUGGUCUCGAGCAUGCAAGCGGCCACAAUUUCCGGAAAUCACAACGUCGACGCCCCCGGGAAAGACGGGCGCGUGCCGGCCGGUGUCGAUGCGGCGCUCCUCGCUGUGGUCGGCAUCAUCAGUCGCCUGAAGGACGUCCGGGAUGUGGCGGCGUGGAUCGAAGGGGGCAAUAUCAUGCGCCCUGCAGGGCUGAAGGCCGACAAGGGGGGAAGCGCGGGCUCUAUCGAUCAUGGGCAGGCGAUGUGGUUCCACAACACGGAGAUCGUGCAGGCAUGGGCUCAGGAAGGCGUGCGCGUGCUGGACGAGAUGGGCAUCACGGUGGCACAAGGAAUCGAGGCGCAAGCUCGCGCGUGA